AUGACAGCAGACAAAGAAAAAGACAAAGACAAAGAGAAGGACAGGGAUAGAGACCGGGAUAAGGAGCGAGACAAGAGAGACAAGGUGAGGGAGAGUGAGAACUCGCGUCCCCGGCGGAGCUGUACGUUGGAAGGAGGCGCCAAGAAUUAUGCAGAAAGUGACCACAGUGAAGACGAGGACAACGACAACAACAGUGCCACCACGGAGGAGUCCACAAAGAAAAGCAAAAAGAAACCGCCCAAGAAGAAGUCCCGAUAUGAGAGAACAGACAACGGCGAAAUAACGUCCUUUAUCACAGAGGAUGAUGUUGUAUACAGGCCUGGAGAUUGCGUAUAUAUUGAAAGUCGCCGGCCGAAUACUCCGUAUUUCAUCUGCAGCAUUCAAGACUUCAAACUGAGUAAACGGGACCACCUCCUUAUGAAUGUCAAAUGGUACUAUCGCCAGUCUGAAGUCCCAGAUUCAGUCUAUCAGCAUUUGGUUCAGGACAGACACAAUGAGAAUGACUCUGGACGAGAGCUUGUUAUUACAGACCCAGUUAUCAAGAAUCGAGAGCUCUUCAUUUCGGAUUAUGUUGACACUUACCACGCUGCUGCCCUCAGAGGGAAGUGUAAUAUCUCGCAUUUCUCUGACAUAUUUGCUGCUAGAGAGUUUAAAGCCCGAGUGGAUUCAUUUUUCUACAUACUGGGCUAUAAUCCAGAGACAAGGAGGCUAAACAGUACCCAGGGUGAAAUCAGAGUUGGACCCAGCCAUCAGGCUAAGCUUCCCGAUCUGCAGCCAUUUCCUUCCCCAGAUGGUGACACAGUGACACAGCAUGAAGAGCUUGUGUGGAUGCCAGGAGUCAACGACUGUGACUUACUUAUGUACCUUCGGGCAGCAAGGAGCAUGGCAGCUUUUGCAGGCAUGUGUGAUGGAGGAUCCACUGAAGAUGGUUGUGUUGCAGCCUCCCGUGAUGACACUACACUUAACGCACUCAAUACACUACAUGAAAGUAACUAUGAUGCUGGAAAAGCCCUGCAGCGCUUGGUGAAGAAACCUGUGCCAAAACUGAUUGAGAAGUGUUGGACCGAAGAUGAAGUGAAGCGUUUUAUCAAGGGGUUGAGGCAGUACGGCAAGAACUUCUUCAGGAUCCGAAAGGAGUUGCUUCCGAAUAAGGAGACCGGAGAACUAAUCACCUUCUAUUACUAUUGGAAGAAAACCCCUGAAGCAGCAAGUUCUCGAGCCCACCGUAGGCAUCGAAGACAGGCUGUGUUUCGGAGAAUUAAAACUCGAACUGCUUCCACUCCAGUCAACACUCCCUCCAGGCCCCCCUCCAGUGAAUUCUUGGACUUGAGCUCGGCCAGCGAAGAUGACUUUGACAGCGAGGACAGUGAACAGGAACUGAAGGGCUACGCCUGUCGCCACUGCUUCACAACCACCUCCAAGGACUGGCACCACGGCGGUCGAGAAAACAUUUUAUUGUGCACUGAUUGUCGCAUUCACUUCAAAAAAUACGGAGAGCUGCCACCCAUUGAGAAGCCCGUAGACCCUCCACCCUUUAUGUUUAAGCCUGUCAAAGAGGAAGAUGAUGGACUUAGUGGAAAGCAUAGCAUGAGGACAAGGCGGAGUCGAGGCUCGAUGUCUACACUACGUAGUGGUCGUAAAAAGCAGCCAGCCAGCCCUGAUGGUAGAGCCUCACCUAUCAAUGAAGACAUCCGCUCCAGUGGCCGCAACUCUCCUAGCGCUGCCAGCACCUCCAGUAAUGACAGCAAAGCAGAUUCAGUGAAGAAGUCUACCAAGAAGAUAAAAGAAGAGGUAUCUUCUCCUCUGAAGAACUCCAAGAGGCAGCGGGAAAAGGCAGCUUCUGACACCGAGGAACCUGACAGGUCCAAUGCCAAAAAAUCCAAAACUCAAGAGAUCAGCAGGCCAAACUCUCCCUCAGAGGGUGAGGGCGAAGGCGAGAGCUCCGACAGCCGCAGUGUCAAUGACGAAGGGAGCAGCGAUCCCAAGGACAUUGACCAGGAUAACCGGAGCACGUCGCCCAGCAUCCCGAGCCCUCAAGACAAUGAGAGCGACUCAGAUUCCUCGGCUCAGCAGCAAGUGCUGCAGGCACAGCCCCAAGUGCUUCAGAGCCAGCCGGCUGCUGCUUCCGCCCAGCCUCACCCGCAGCCUCCGCUCCAUGGCCAGGCCCCGUCGGGCGCUCACAGCCUGCAGGCUCAGCCCCUUCUGCCUCAUCCUGUCCCUUCCCAGCCAUUUUCCCUCCCCACUCAGUCAUCUCAGUCUCAGGUUCCCCUUCAGACACAAGCACCGUCUCAUUCUCACUCCGCUCUCCAGGUUCAGGUAACGCAGCCUGUCCUGCCGACUGCAACCUCGCUGCAGCAGGCUCAGCCUCCACGGGAGCAGCCCUUGCCCCCUGCACCCAUGGCCAUGCCUCAUAUCAAACCUCCCCCUACUACCCCAAUCCCUCAGCUCCCCACUGCUCCAUCCCACAAGCACCCUCCUCAUCUCUCUGGCCCUUCUCCAUUCUCCAUGAACUCCAACUUGCCUCCACCACCUGCUUUAAAACCUCUGAGUUCCCUCUCAACUCAUCAUCCGCCAUCUGCGCACCCUCCUCCUUUGCAGCUGAUGCCUCAAAGCCAACCGCUGCAGUCUUCGCAAGCCCAGCCUCCUGUACUGACGCAGAGUCAGAGCCUUCCCCCACCCGCUAAUCACCCCCAGUCGGGUCUCCAUCAGGUAUCCUCCCAGCCCCCCUUUUCUCAGCAUCCCUUUGUCCCAGGAGGCCCGCCUUCCAUCACCCCUCCGUCUUGCCCCUCCACUUCCACGCCACCCACUGUGCCUGGCAUCCCACUGCAGACUUCCGUCUCCACAUCAGCAGCUUCUAGUGGAAAUGUGCCAGUGGUGACAGCCUGCACGCUACCACCUAUCCAAAUCAAAGAAGAAGUCCCAGAUGAAGCUGAGGAACCAGAAAGCCCUCCCCCUCCACCCAGAAGUCCAUCGCCAGAACCUACUGUGGUGGACACACCAAGUCAUGCUAGUCAAUCAGCCAGGUUUUAUAAGCACCUGGACCGUGGCUACAAUUCGUGCUCAAGAGCAGACUUGUACUUUAUGCCUCUGGCAGGAUCGAAACUGGCCAAGAAGAGAGAAGAGGCCAUUGAAAAGGCCAAAAGGGAAGCAGAGCAGAAAGCCAGAGAAGAGAGAGAGAGAGAAAAAGAAAAAGAGAAGGAAAGAGAGAGGGAGCGGGAGCGUGAAAGAGAAGCAGAAAGAGCUGCGAAGGUAUCCAGCUCCUCCCAUGAAGGCCGUCUUGGAGAGUCUCAGCUCAGUGGGCCAGCACACAUGAGACCUUCAUUUGAACCUCCACCAACGACCAUCGCUGCUGUACCACCUUACAUUGGUCCAGACACACCUGCUUUACGAACACUAAGUGAAUAUGCCCGUCCUCAUGUCAUGUCGCCAACAAACCGUAAUCAUCCCUUCUUUGUCCCCCUCAACCCCACCGAUCCACUUCUGGCCUACCAUAUGCCUGGCCUCUACAAUGUGGAUCCCACCAUUCGGGAACGAGAGCUCCGAGAGCGGGAAAUCCGGGAGCGAGAAAUCCGGGAAAGGGAGUUGAGAGAGAGGAUGAAACCUGGCUUUGAGGUGAAGCCCCCAGAGCUGGAUGCGCUGCACCCAGCUACUAACCCCAUGGAGCAUUUUGCCAGGCACGGUGCACUGACUAUUCCCCCAACAGCAGGACCUCACCCAUUCGCUUCCUUCCAUCCGGGUUUGAACCCCCUUGAAAGAGAGAGACUUGCCCUGGCAGGCCCACAGCUACGGCCUGAAAUGAGCUACCCUGACAGGCAGGCAGCAGAGCGAAUACACGCCGAGCGGAUGGCAUCGCUGACAAACGACCCGUUGGCACGGCUCCAGAUGUUCAACGUUACGCCUCACCACCACCAACAUUCACACAUACACUCACAUUUACACCUGCAUCAGCAGGAUCCCUUGCAUCAAGGCAGUGCAGGACCUGUUCACCCGCUGGUGGAUCCAUUAGCAGCUGGACCCCAUUUGGCACGUUUUUCCUACCCACCUGGGACCAUCCCCAACCCAUUGCUAGGGCAGCCACCUCAUGAGCAUGAAAUGCUCCGACAUCCAGUCUUUGGUACUCCUUAUCCACGAGAUCUUCCUGGUGCCAUUCCACCUCCUAUGUCAGCAGCCCACCAACUGCAGGCCAUGCACGCCCAGUCAGCAGAGCUGCAAAGACUGGCAAUGGAGCAGCAGUGGUUGCAUGGGCAUCCUCACAUGCAUGGUGGUCAUCUACCAAGUCAGGAAGAUUAUUACAGUCGACUGAAGAAAGAAGGCGACAAACAGUUGUAAUAAAUUAUUUAUUUGUAAUGCUGGCUAUGGAAACCCCAGUCCUUGGGAAGGAGUGGAACAUUUUUACAUACAAUAAGAGCUACAAAAGGAAAAGAAUAUCUUAUAAAGAUUUCUUUAUAUAUUUAAAACAGAAACAACCACCCAACAAGUAGAGACUUAUCAGCAUAGUGUUCAUUUGUAGAGAAGAUUUCUCAAGACUGGUGUGGGUCUCCCUGCAUGACAACGUAUUCAGAAGCCUAUUGAAAAUACAGGACUGUGUGGAAUAUUCAGAGAACUUCCUGCAAUCUUGGUUUUUUUUUUUUUUUUCUUACUAGUUUGUUUUGAGUAGGUGCUAGAAUCAGGUUCACAACACGAGUCACUGUGCGUGAAGAGACACUCGAUGCAUCUAUAGCUAUUUUAAAAAAAACAAGGAUUGCAAGUAGGUGACAUAACAAGCUCUGAAUCCAAGUGCUAUAAUAAUAAAAAUCUACUUUUAUUUUAAUACAUUGUAGGAAAUCUUCAUAAUUUUAAAGAGAGCUCAGUUCUGCAGCAUGGCUUUUUAAGUCUGUAAAUAACUUUUUUGGGUAGAGGGGAGAAACAAAACAAAACAAAACUCCAGAAAC
Opisthocomus hoazin is the source of this 4931-nucleotide messenger RNA. NCBI's taxonomy places the organism in Eukaryota, Metazoa, Chordata, Aves, Opisthocomiformes, Opisthocomidae. The record is from RefSeq and is a predicted model, not a curated record.